This is a messenger RNA of Merops nubicus (carmine bee-eater), 1263 nucleotides long. RefSeq names its product KIAA0930 ortholog. The record is from RefSeq and is a predicted model, not a curated record. The annotation marks the transcript as partial. The transcript has 8 exons. Lineage: Eukaryota; Metazoa; Chordata; Aves; Coraciiformes; Meropidae.
GUUGAAGUUGAAGUUUACCGCAGAGAUUCUAAGAAGCUUCCUGGCCUGGGAGACCCUGACAUUGACUGGGAAGAGAGUGUCUACCUGAACCUCAUCCUACAGAAGCUGGAUUAUGUGGUGACAUGUGCUGUGUGCACACGCUCUGAUGGAGGAGACAUUCACAUUCACAAAAAGAAAUCUCAGCAAGUGUUUGCAUCUCCUAGCAAACACCCAAUGGACAGCAAAGGAGAGGAGUCCAAGAUCAGCUACCCCAACAUAUUCUUCAUGAUUGACAGUUUUGAAGAGGUUUUCAGUGACAUGACUGUGGGAGAAGGGGAGAUGGUCUGUGUGGAGCUGGUGGCCAGUGACAAAAGCAACACCUUCCAAGGGGUGAUUUUUCAGGGGUCCAUCCGCUAUGAAGCACUCAAGAAAGUCUAUGACAACAGGGUGAGUGUUGCAGCUAAGAUGGCUCAAAGGAUGUCUUUUGGCUUUUAUAAGUACAACAACAUGGAGUUUGUCCGAAUGAAAGGGCCACAGGGGAAAGGACAUGCAGAGAUGGCAGUGAGCAGAGUUUCCACUGGUGACACUUCACCCUAUGGGACAGAGGAAGAUUCCAAUCCGGACUCCCCAGUGCAUGAGAGAGUCACUUCUUUCAGCACUCCGCCGACCCCGGAGCGCAACAACCGCCCGUCCUUUUUCUCCCCAUCCCUCAAGAGAAAAGUGCCCCGAAAUCGCAUUGCUGAGAUGAAGAAAUCCCACUCAGCAAAUGACAGUGAGGAGUUCUUCAGAGAUGAUGAUGGUGGAGAUCUGCACAACACCACAAACCUGAGGUCACGCUCUCUGUCAGGAACAGGACGUUCCCUGGUGGGCUCCUGGCUGAAGCUGAACAGGACAGAUGAAAACUUUCUACUCUAUGCACACUUAACUUACGUCACUUUGCCACUGCAUCGAAUUUUAACAGAUAUCCUGGAAGUGCGGCAGAAACCAAUUCUGAUGACAUAGCAGAGAGCGCGGGCACUGCCUUGGAGCCUUGUUGCCAAGUGCCUAACCACAGCGGUUUUCUGUGCUAACACUACCACCUAGUGUCAGGAACACAAACCUCCGCAGGAAAAAGGGAAGCCCGAGAAUACCAGCCGAACAAAAGUGCCUCUUUCUUCCUUCCUCUGCUGUCACACGCCGUACCGCCCGCUUGCAGUCCAUCGCCGGAGGGUUCCUGACUGGAAGAGGACUUUGAGCAAGGGAAAAUGAGAAGGGGCCGUGUUUAAAACAAGUCAACGCUUUAUG